UGGCUCGAGCUGCAGGUGAUGAUGAUGAUGAUGAUGAUGGAUGAGUCUAGAGUCGCGCGUCUGAGGCACGUCUCUCUCACACGGCGGGAAUAAAGUGAAGCUUUCGGUUCAAUGAGGCUCUCGUGGAACUCUUGGAGUCCUCCAGCAGCAUCGCCAGAGCACACUCGGGUAACAUUACUCCCCGCGCGUCAUGUCUCACCCUGAGCGAUGGGCAAGUUCGACGAGCACGAGAGGAUAAUCCUCAACGUCGGGGGCACGAGGCACGAAACCUAUCGGACCACACUGAAGACCCUGCCGGGCACGCGUCUGGCCCUUCUCGCCUCCAAGUCGCCGCACCUCGAGUCGGUUCUGGAGCAGCUGCAACAAGUCCCGGGCUUCAUUGAGUACAACGCGCGCAACAACGAGUACUUCUUCGACCGGCACCCGGGCGUCUUCGCCUACGUGCUCAACUACUACCGCACCGGGAAGCUGCACUGCCCGGCGGACGUGUGUGGUCCGCUCUUCGAGGAGGAGCUGUCCUUCUGGGGCAUCGAUGAGACGGACGUGGAGCCGUGCUGCUGGAUGACCUACCGACAGCACCGGGAUGCCGAGGAGGCGCUGGACGUGUUCGAGAUGAACGUUGACAACGACGACGAGGACGAUAUCGGGAAGCGGCUGGGCAUCGAAGACGUGAUAUACGCCGACGGGACCGUCAGCAGGUGGAGAAAGUGGCAGCCGGUGAUCUGGAACCUGUUCGAGGACCCGUACUCCUCCAGAGCCGCGCGGUUUAUUGCAUUUGCCUCUUUGUUCUUCAUCCUGGUUUCCAUCACAACCUUUUGUCUGGAGACCCAUGAGGCCUUCAACACCAUCAUCAACAAAACGGACGUCUUUCGGAAUGACAAUUUCACGGAUCUGAGCCAACAAUACGAGAUCAAAACGGAUCCAGCGCUUACCUAUGUCGAGGGAGUUUGCGUUCUAUGGUUCACCUUCGAGUUCCUGGUGCGCGUAACGUUCAGUCCUGACAAGCUGGAGUUUGUGAAAAGUGUCUUGAACAUAAUUGACUUUGUGGCAAUUCUACCAUUCUACUUGGAGGUGGGCUUGAGCGGACUGUCCUCCAAAGCGGCAAAAGAUGUUCUGGGGUUCUUGCGUGUGGUACGGUUUGUUCGUAUAUUGCGAAUAUUUAAGUUGACACGUCACUUUGUGGGUCUGCGAGUACUAGGACACACCCUACGUGCCAGCACCAAUGAGUUUCUACUUCUCAUCAUCUUCCUCGCACUAGGAGUCCUCAUCUUUGCCACCAUGAUCUACUACGCCGAGCGGAUCGGGGCCAGUCCGAACGACCCGACGGCCAGCCACCAUACCAUGUUCAAGAACAUCCCCAUCGGCUUCUGGUGGGCAGUGGUCACCAUGACGACUUUGGGUUAUGGAGACAUGUACCCUCAGACAUGGUCUGGCAUGUUGGUUGGCGCACUGUGCGCCCUCGCGGGCGUGCUGACGAUAGCCAUGCCAGUGCCUGUCAUUGUGAAUAACUUUGGCAUGUACUACUCUCUAGCCAUGGCCAAACAGAAGCUUCCCAAGAAGAGAAAGAAACACAUCCCACAGGCUGUGCAGACGGGAUCACCCUCAUACUGCAAAACUGAACUCAGUACAGCCUGUAACAGCACACAGGGAGAACUCUGCCUGGGCCAGAGCAGAGGACUAGAGCGUCGUCGCUCAGUGUUGUCUGCAGACUGCAGCGCAGGAAGUGACAUCACAAUGUCUCCAGAGGAACACCUACCCGUGCGUCAUUCCAGCAUGCGUGAACAAGACCGUCAUACCGAAGGGACGUGCUUCCUGUUGGCCGCCAGCGAUUAUACUUGCACAGCAGAUGCAGCUAGGCAUAAAACAGUUCCCGUGUCACCGCUGGCUGACGUACAGUUUAUAUCGGCCAGAGACGGGGAAGGCGGGGCCAGCAGAGACUCGGAUGGAUUCGAUGAAAUGGAUUGGACGGUGUGGAACAGAAUAAGCCUGUGAUUGGACAGUUCUCUUAUGGACAUCUGGUUUGAUCGGAUUGCUCACAGCCUUUGGAAUCUCCGGUUUAUUCCCUGUAGAAGAGGACUAAAGCCGGGUGGCAUUAAAUCAAGUUAUGGAUAAUGAAAUGUUUCCUGCUUAAAACAUAAUUGAUGUCAGCUCUCCAUUUAAAUGUUGCAUCUGUAGAAAGAGCGCACACGUCCCACCUGUGGCUUCCCCUGUGUGUCAGGUAGCAACACCCCUUCCAACCCCCUCCCGAGGCCUCUGUUGUUGCAAUAAGUGUUUUAAUGAUGUGUAGAGGCACAAAGUGUUUUAAAUGAAGUAUUAGUGUACCAACAGAGUAGAGAGAGAGUAAACCGGUUUAAUAAAUGUGACAUUCAGCCAUUAAUGCUUUUAUUUCUUAUAGUAUCUCUGAAGGAUUCAUCGCCGUCUCUGUUGUGUGUGUGGAUGGGUGUAUAUUGAGGGUUGUUGAUUUGAAAUGGUACAUUUAAAGACCCCAUGAAUGAUUCAAUGAAGUUUUCUUUCCUGUGUUGAUGCACUUCCUGUGAAAAGAGGAAGUUGGCACCAGGCAUUUCAAAGGCCAGUAACAUUUCGUUUGCAUUGUGACCUGUUUGAAACGAGUUCCUAUACACCAGGAUCGUCCACAAGAUGUAAACGAUAUGCACGUUAACAUGAUUUUAGUGUGAAAAUCUCUUUGUUGUUGUCAUGGUGACAUAACGCUGGCUCAGUAAGUAUUAAGCUAAUAUUCCUUUAUGAACAUGUCAUUAUUGCCUACUUAAUAUUUGGGUGACACGUUCUAUGAAGCCCAUGUUUAUAAUGCGUUGUAAAGGCAUUAAUCAUGCAUGUUACUGCAUUUAUAAUGUGUCCUAAUACAUCUAAAUAAUAGAGACAUUAUAAUGCAUUAUAAAUAUGGGCUGCCAAUGUUCAGGUAGAGAAAACUCAUUUAGAUUUGGUGGGGUCUUUAAACAUUGAUUAAUUGCUAUUCUCUCUCUGUCAUCCCCGUUUCCUGGAAAAUCCGCCUAGUGCAACAGUCAGAUGUGAUGUGCAAUAAUGAUGUGACACAAAAGCUGCACCGAUUCACACUGUGAUUUGAGAUCAGUGCGUGACAGACGCGCAGCGCAGCUUCACAAACACACACGUGCUGCAGCUCUGCGCUGACGACACGUUCACUCUAAUUAGAGCCCUUCUGUACCUUCAGCCAUAGAGAGAUUAGAACUGUCACAUCGGCGUGUGUGUGUGUGUUUGUGUGUCUGUGAGUGUGUGUGUGUGUGAGUGUGAGUGUGUGUGUGUGUGUGUGUGUGUCUGUGAGUGUGUGUGUGUUUGUGAGUGUGUUUGUGAGUGUGU
Messenger RNA from Xyrauchen texanus (razorback sucker), 3333 nucleotides. Its product is annotated as potassium voltage-gated channel subfamily C member 2-like. The coding region runs from base 208 to 1992 and encodes 594 amino acids. The transcript has 4 exons. Gene Ontology annotation, molecular function: protein binding; delayed rectifier potassium channel activity. The record is from RefSeq and is a predicted model, not a curated record. Gene Ontology annotation, cellular component: dendrite membrane; voltage-gated potassium channel complex; neuronal cell body membrane. Gene Ontology annotation, biological process: potassium ion transmembrane transport; protein homooligomerization. NCBI's taxonomy places the organism in Eukaryota, Metazoa, Chordata, Actinopteri, Cypriniformes, Catostomidae.